Molecule: messenger RNA, 2825 nt
Organism: Mauremys mutica (yellowpond turtle)
Lineage: Eukaryota; Metazoa; Chordata; Testudines; Geoemydidae
Gene: VASN
Product: vasorin
Exons: 2
Coding region: 156-2171 (671 amino acids)
Biological process (GO): negative regulation of transforming growth factor beta receptor signaling pathway
Cellular component (GO): plasma membrane; extracellular matrix
Molecular function (GO): transforming growth factor beta binding
Source: RefSeq, a predicted model, not a curated record
GAGCCGCGGUGCAAAGGCCGGGGUGCGAGGCGCUGCAGCCGGUGCCCGCAGCCCUGGGCCGGGCCCGCUCGCUGGCUGCGGUCGGUCGGUCAACCUGGAGGCUGCAUCGCCCGGAGCUCGCCCUCAGCGGCUCGCUCCGCUCCGGAGAGUCCAGCAUGGACCACCUGAUCCUGUGGACGCUGCUGCUUCUGUCCCCCAUAGCCCGGGUUCAGGGCUGUCCCUCAGGCUGCCAGUGCAGCCAGCCACAAGUUGUGUUCUGUGCGGCCCGGAGGAGCCACACCGUCCCGAGUGGCCUGCCACUGGACACAACCUACCUGUACGCCUUCGAGAACGGCAUCACCUCGCUCCAUGACGACAGCUUCCGGGGCCUCCCGGCACUGCAGCAGCUGGACCUCUCCCAGAACAAGAUUUCCAGCCUCCAGAGGAAUGUCUUCCAGCCCCUCACCAACCUUGUCAACUUGGAUCUGUCAUCCAACCAGCUGCGUGAGAUCACCAACGAAACCUUCCACGGGCUGCGCCUGCUGGAGCGCCUCUACCUGGACCGGAACCGAAUCCAGCGCAUCCACCCGGCUGCCUUGGACACGCUGGAGAACCUGCUGGAGCUGAAGCUCCAGAACAAUCAGCUGCAUUCAGUUCCUCCGCUGAACCUUCCCAAGCUCCUGCUGCUGGACAUAAGCCACAACGGCAUUGCCACCAUCGAAGCUGGUGCCUUUCACACGGUGAACAUAGAGUCUCUCAAGAUCGCAGGGCUGGGACUGAGCAGCUUGGAUGAGGAGCUUUUUCAGAACUUGAACAACCUCCACGAGCUGGACAUCUCGGGCAACUCGCUGGGCAGAGUCCCGGAGGUGCUCCGGCGGCUCCGGGGCCUCACCAGGCUCAGCCUGGCUGGGAACACCCAAAUCGCUCAGCUGCAGGCGGAGAAUUUCGGGGAGCUGCCCAACCUCCAAGAGCUGGACAUCAGCAACCUCAACCUCAACACCAUCCCCCAGGACUUCUUCAGCCUCUUCCCCAGGCUCCGGGCCAUCACCGCGGCCGAGAAUCCAUUCAAUUGCCUCUGCCAGCUGAGCUGGUUUGGGCGCUGGUUACACACCAGCCAUGUCACGCUCAGGAGGUCCGAGGAGACAAGGUGCCACUUCCCUCCCAAGAACGCUGCUAAGCUCCUCCAGCACCUGGAAUAUGCAGACUUCGGCUGUCCUGCCACCCCAACCCCCACUCCCACCCUGAGAACCACCUCCCUGCAGCCGGCUGUGCUCCUCACCAGCAGCGGGCACUCUGUGCUGGAGCCCAGCCUUGCUGCUCCCACUCAUGAGUCCGCACCCCGGCAGGACAGCUCUACGCGCGCACCACACACGCCUGCGCAGGGGCCGACUAGCCCCGAGAUGCAGAUUUGCCCUCCCCGGACGUGCUUAAAUGGGGGCACCUGCCAGCUAGACGCGCACAACCACCUGGAGUGCCAGUGCCCCAACGGCUUCUCGGGCUUGUACUGCGAGGCCGAGAUCCGGAGAACAACCCUGCCCCCCAUCACCCAGGCGCCCACGCAGAGCAAGCAAAUCAGCAUUAAGCAGGUCAGCAGCACCUCACUGACGGUGGACUUAAAAAACUAUCAGCAGGCCAAAGAUCAGCUGAAGGGCAUCCGCCUGACCUACCGCAACCUGUCCGGGCCCGACAAGCGGCCGGUCACGCUCAGCCUGCCGACGUCGCUCUCCGAAUACACCGUACGCGCGCUGAGACCGAACUCCACCUACCACCUCUGCACUGGGCCACUGGGGGAGAAGCCCUCCGAAGGGGAGUUCUGCAUCGAGGCCCACACUGCUGUGCAGGGGACUCACCAGCAGCACCUGCCCGUCACCCAGAGCAAAGACAGCAACCUGACGCUCAUGAUCGUGCCAGCGCUCGCUGCUGUGCUGCUGCUGGUUAUUGCUGUGACAGCAGUCACGUACUAUCUCCGGCACCGACGGGCUAAGGCGCAUGCCGAUGCUGGGGUGGACUCCAGCCCCCUGGAGCUGGAAGGGGUGAAAACGUGUCUGGAAAACAGAGACUUAGCGACCCACAGUCAAAAGCUGCCAGAGAACGUGGCGGUGCUGAACGGCUUAGAAUGCGACGUCCCCCUGAUGCACCAACGCUACCCCAGUAACAACAACAGCCCAGCGGUCAAGCCAUCUUAUUUCUAGAGCAAAAGAGAGACCGUGAGAGAGUCUCCAUUCACAAGUCCCAGAGCCUGGAUGGACGGGAUACGGGCUGACCGUUGUUACUACCCAGGGAACGUUCCACAUGGGACAAGGGACAUUGAGGGUUAACUUAAAUUAAGACAAAACCCCACAUAAUGUGCAAUUUUCCUAGAGGCUUAUACACUUAGGAAGUAGACACUGUAAUUUAUCCGCUCAGCACAUGACUAAGUGCCUGCAUUUCCCUGGCUGCCCUGCUGUGUGUGCAGAGAGAAGGUUUUUAGCCACCGCUACACAGAAAGAUGUGUGACUUAGUUAAGAGGCCUCAGUGUGCUGGUAACAAAAGCUCCUUUAGCUAAGUGCUGCCCAGGAUAACAGACUCCUCAGUAGUUCUACCUGAAAAGCAGGAAAGGAAGGAAAAAAACCCAACACACACAGCCAGAGGUGCAGGGACUCUCGGACUUACUCUCCCAGUGCGUUGAAGGAAAAAACCACCCGGGAAUUAAAGCUUUAAGAAUUUUUAGAGAAUAUUUAUACAUGAUUAUUUCCCAUUUCUUCUGGGAAAGCUCUUUUCUAACACAGAUCUGUGUCCUUUUGUUUUGUAAAAUAGAUGAAGGAGGAUGCUUUUUGUACAAAAAUAAAAUCUUUUGUACAGCGUUA